Messenger RNA from Vespula vulgaris, 5291 nucleotides. RefSeq names its product ATP-binding cassette subfamily G member 4. The record is from RefSeq and is a predicted model, not a curated record. The coding region runs from base 797 to 2920 and encodes 707 amino acids. The transcript is spliced from 12 exons. Lineage: Eukaryota; Metazoa; Arthropoda; Insecta; Hymenoptera; Vespidae. Gene Ontology annotation, molecular function: ATP hydrolysis activity; ABC-type transporter activity; ATP binding. Gene Ontology annotation, cellular component: plasma membrane.
AGUGAAAUCAGUCGGUCUCAAGACAUUGAGGCGCUAAUAUAAAGGAGGGAGAAGAGGGUAUUUCGUUCGUUCCUUUUCUCUUUCCAAUAUUUUUCUUUUUUUUUUCUCUUCUUUAUGUAUCAUUUAUCAACAAUUUCUAAUUUGAAUUAAUUUGUUAAUCUUUUUUCAAUUCGUCUGCCGGCCUACUUUAUCUCGUUUUAUUUCUUUGCAUUUUUGUUUGAUUUUCUUUAUUAUCGAAUUAUUUCGAAAUUAUCGAUUAAAUCCAUAAAGUUUAUUUUUCCUUUUUUUUUUUUCUUUCCUCACUUUUUUAAUAUCCAAGUGUUAUUACACGCGUCACGCGCGAGAAGCCAUAUCGUCGUCGAUGACUAAACACCACUGGUUCGGUUUAUUCUCCGAUUAGAGAAAAUUUCUCUCUAGAAAGAGAGAGUCGCUUGAAAGUGCACCAUACUUUGAUUUAAGAAGUCUAAGAAGAAGGAUUGUUGGACGAGAGAGAUUUUUAUUUCUUAGUGUUGUCUCAAUACUUGCCAAGAGAUAUCGAUAAUUAACACAGUUUCGCACAUGCGGUGAGAGGAAAGUCGACCAGUCAAAAGGUCAAGUGCAUGAAACGGAAAAGAAAGAAAGAAAGAUAUAGUUCGCAACAUCUGCUCCUUGUUAUAAUUCAAGGCUGACUUCUUUCUUGCGAAGAAAAAAGAAAGGAGAAAAUUUUAUACUCGUUGUGUAUGUGUGCGUGUGUAUGAGUGUAUCUAUAAAAGGGAAAUAUAUAUAUAAAAAGAGAAAACCAAAAAAGUAAAUCGCGAUGAAGCUCGAGGGAAACUGCUCGAAGGACGACGAUACCAAUGGGAUAUUAUUGCAAUCCAGGAAAAAUUCGGCUGUUCGGUUACAAGUUGUACCAUCGCCGCCAAAAACUAUCACGCAUUUACCAAAGAGACCACCAGUUGAUCUGGCCUUUUCUGAUCUCGUUUAUAAAGUUCGAGAGGGACGCAAAAACAAUGUAAAAACAAUCUUAAAAUCUGUGAGCGGCAGACUCCGUUCUAGUGAAUUGACAGCCAUUAUGGGACCAUCUGGUGCUGGAAAAUCAACUCUUUUGAAUAUACUUACCGGAUAUAAAUGGGCAGGAGUAGAAGGAAGUAUAACAAUGAACGGACACGAAAGGAAUUUAAGUGUCUUUAGAAAACUCUCUUGCUACAUCAUGCAGGAUAAUCAGCUUCAUGCCAAUUUAACUGUCGCUGAAGCUAUGAAGGUCGCUGCAAGUCUCAAACUUGGAAAACACGUUUCAAAAGACGAGAAAGAAGAAGUGAUACAAGAAAUAUUAGAAACUCUAGGUUUAUCCGAACAUAGACAUACUAUGACCUCGAACUUGAGCGGCGGUCAAAAGAAAAGACUUUCGAUCGCCCUUGAACUUGUCAAUAAUCCUCCCGUCAUGUUCUUCGAUGAACCCACAAGUGGAUUGGAUUCAUCAUCUUGUUUCCAAUGUAUAUCCCUGCUGAAGACAUUAGCUCGUGGUGGAAGAACAAUCAUUUGUACGAUUCAUCAACCCAGUGCAAGAUUAUUCGAAAUGUUCGAUGCGUUAUAUACUUUAGCCGAAGGUCAAUGCGUUUAUCAAGGAUCUACUUCUCAGCUGGUACCUUUCUUAAGAACAAUUAAUCUGAAUUGUCCAAGUUAUCAUAAUCCAGCUUCUUUCAUAAUCGAAGUCGCUUGUGGAGAAUACGGUGACAAUUUAAAAAAUUUGGUGAACGCGAUUAAAAAUGGAAAAUACGAUAUACGCGAAGGCCAUCCGUUUCCUGAUAUCAAAAAUGAAGGUUUGAAUAAUUCUGGAGCAAACUCUAGUUUCGAGAAGGACGUAGAAUCAAUUGAAAAUCAACGAGAAGUUAAAGAUAAAAAAAAUGUCAAUAACAUGGAGGAAAAAUUUCCAGAAAAUGAACAAAUCAAGGAAAUCAAUAAUGGUGGAAUUAUUCCGAGUUAUGUCACAAACGAUAUUGUUAAACAAGCUCCCGAAGUAACGAUACCUAUUUCUAACGAAAAAGACAACGUCAAGACGGCACUCCUCGACAACACGAUCAUCGUUACACCGGAAAGAUAUCCUAUCUCAGAAAUCGUACAAUUCUGGAUCGUUUUGAAGAGAGCGUUACUUUUCAGUCGAAGAGAUUGGACUCUGAUGUAUCUUCGUCUAUUUGCUCAUAUUCUGGUAGGCUUUUUAAUAAGUGCACUUUAUUACGAUAUUGGUAAUGAUGGUGCUAAAGUACUAAGCAAUCUUGGAUUUUUAUUCUUCAACAUGUUAUUCCUUAUGUACACGUCCAUGACUAUUACAAUUUUAUCCUUCCCGUUAGAACUUCCAGUACUCCUCAAAGAGAAUUUCAACAGAUGGUAUUCUUUAAAAGCGUAUUAUUUAGCCCUCACUGUGUCGGACAUACCUUUCCAGGCUAUUUUUUGUAUAAUCUACGUAACAAUCGUUUAUUUUCUAACGAGUCAACCGGCUGAGAUAAUGAGAUUCAGCAUGUUCCUAAGUGCCUGCCUGUUGAUAUCAUUCGUCGCACAAUCAGUAGGUCUUGUCGUCGGUGCUGCCAUGAAUGUACAAAAUGGUGUAUUUUUAGCGCCAGUAAUGUCAGUACCGUUCCUAUUAUUCUCGGGUUUCUUCGUCAGUUUCGAUGCCAUUCCUGUUUAUCUUAGAUGGAUAACUUAUCUUAGUUACAUCAGAUAUGGUUUUGAAGGAACAGCAUUAGCUACUUAUUCCUUCGCACGAGAAAAGCUCAAAUGCUUCCAGGUAUACUGCCACUUCAAAAAUCCAGAAACGACAUUAGAGGAACUCGAUAUGCUCGAUGCCGAUUUCACUCUGGACAUUCUUGCUCUUCUUUUGAUAUUCGUUGUUCUACGAAUUGCUGCGUAUCUGUUUCUCCGUUGGAAAUUGAAGUCAGCACGAUAAUAACCAUCAAAUUCAUCAAUUGUAUUUCUGUCUUUUUUUUAUUUUUCUUUUUUUAUUUUUUUGUAAAUUCACGAUCUCGACGAUAGUGAAACGAUUAAGAAAGAAACAUUUCUUGUUCUACGAAAAGAUUCCAAGAUUGAUGGAUCUUUUUUUACCGGUGCUAUCGAAUAUUUUUUGAACUUGAACAAUUACAUGUUGAACAUCUUUUGAUCCGCUUGCCGAUGCUUCAUGUAGAAAUAUGGAAGAUAAUCUACUAUGUGUAUGGAACCAGAGAAGAUUGUGCCGAAAUGAAAUCGAGAAAAAUAUAACAUGGAGAGCCUUAACCGUUUGAUUGCGAAUACCGUAUUAUUUAAAGGUAUCAAAUUUUUUGUAGGAUACGUACAAUCUGUGAUCUUUCUAUUUAGGUAAAUACGAUGUGAAAAAAAUUUUGUUUUAUAAAAAUAUAUGUUUUAUAUAUAUAUAUAUAUAUUAUAUAUAUAUAUAUAUAAAUUUCUUUUUUUAUUUGUUUUCUCUCUCUCUCUCUCUCUCUCUCUCUCACACACACACACACACUCUCUCUCUUUCUCUCUCUUUCUCUCUCUUUAAUAAUACAUAAAUAAUAUAUAAAUUGAUCAAUAAUUGUUCAAACGUAAUAAAUUAUUUCGUCACAAUUCUAGGCUAACAAACAAAAGCUUGUUUGCAGCCAAACGGUUAAAGAAAAUAACAUAGAAAGAAAAAAAGGAAGAAACAAAAGAGAGAUCUUCAAAAUGUUCAGUCUCAAAAUUUUUCACAAGAAAAUUUAUCGUUUAACUUUUUUUUUCUAUUAUUAUAUUGUAUGAGCCUAAUCUAUAAAAUAAUUUAUUUAUCUUUAGUUUCUAAUUACUCUAUAUAUAGACGAUGAUGGUUAUCUAUAAGUUAAUCGCUUUUUUUAUUCAGGGUACUAUCUUUCUCUCUAAUGCUAUUAUUAUUUACAAUUAUUACCGUUAUUAUUAUUAUUGUUAUUAUCAUUGUAAUUAUUCUUAUUAUUAUUAUUAUUACUAUUAUUACUAUUAUUAUUAUUAUUAUUAUUAUUAUUAUUAUUAUUAUUAUUAUUACGAUCACUAAUACUAUUUCUACUACAAUUAGAUUUUUUAUAACAAACUGAUUAUGAAUAUAAAUUCUCGACUUAUAAAUCAUUCACGAUCAUUAUGAAAUCAUUUAUGAGAUCAUUUGUCAAUGAUCAUUCGUUAACAAAAAAUAGAUAGAAAAGAAAAGUAUGAUCUUUUUUCUUCUCUAUCCUUCAUUUUACUAUUUUUUCAAUAAUUAUCACUCUCGUAAUUCAUAAACACAAAACAACCUUUCAUAGUCAAUAAUAAUAAUUAUUAUACUGCGGAUGUUUAUGCAAAUGUAUAGUUUUAUGGAAAAACAAAAAAAGAAAAGAAAAAAGUAGCAUUUAAGACGGAUAAAAAUUUAUUAUGUCAUGUAUAUAUUAUAACAAUGUAGAUUUUAUUCUGUAUAAUGUAUCGUAGAUAUGAUUUACAUAUUUUACGUAACUGAUAUAUAUAUAUAUAUAUAUAUAUAUAUAUAUAUAUAUAUAUUCAGGAAUAUAGACAUUUGUUUAAAAAGUAAUUAAUUUUAUAAAAAUAAUUAUAUAUAAUAAUAUUAUUUACAAGCAGUAAAAGCUGAUAAUAUAUUUUCAAUAUAUUAUCACUUCUAUCUUACAUAUUUAAUGAAUUUUCAUUUUUAUAUCUAUUCAAAUUCUUCAAAUAUUCGCAGAUUAAUAAUUAUGAUUUGUAUAUUAUUCCACCUGUUUUAUUUUCUUUUUCUUGUUUUUCUGUUUAUUAACGUAUGACUGUGACUGUAUGAAUGUAAAAGGGUUUUACGAUAAUACGUAUGUUAUCAAAAGUUUUUUUCUAAUCUUCUCAUUUUUGAUUAUCAAUGGAGAAAAAAAAUAGAUUUUUAGCUUACGGUACUAACACAUAAUUUUGUGUUAUCUUGCCGCGAUAAUUACUGUACAUGAUAAGUGAGUUAAAUAUUCUUAUUCAUACGCAUUAUACAUUAUGAAUCUUCCAUCUUUUAUCUUUCAGUUCAAUCGAUAUAUGAAAAAACCAUAAUUUCGAAAAGAUAAAUUGAUUAACAAACAAAAAUUUACAAUAUUAAUCUAAUCUUUGAGAAAGAAAAAAAAUAAGAAGCAUUUCAUUCCUUCAAUAUAAAUAAGUAUUUUAUAUACCAGAGAGAUUUAUUUCAUAUAUAAGAAAGAAAUAUGAAUUUAUGAGUCUAUUAAAUGUCGAUUAAAAAAAAAAACAAACAGAUACAUAUAUAUAUAUAUAUAAAUUUUAUUCUGGCAAUCGUGCCUAACGGGAGUGGUCGUAUUACAUAUACAUGUAUGUACAUAUACUUUAGUUUCAAAUUU